UUUUUCUUCUCUUACACUAAGUUGGCUAAUCUGAGUUUGAUUUUAAAAUCUUGAAGACGUAACGGAUUAUUUAAGAAAUAUAAAGAAGAUAUAUUUUUCAAGAUGGUUGAGGACACAAUCCGUGUGGCCGUACGUAUUAGACCGCUGAUAAAAAGUGAAAUAGAAAAGGGUUGUGAAGAAUGUUUAGAUACAACACCUGGACAACCACAAAUAAUUAUAAAAAAUACAGAUAGAGCAUUUACAUUUAAUUAUGUUUUUGCUCCGGAUGUUAAUCAAGAAAAUUUUUAUAACACAGCUAUUAAAGAAAUGGUGACACGUAUCUUUGAUGGUUACAAUGUUACGAUACUUGCUUAUGGUCAAACUGGAAGUGGUAAAACACAUUCAAUGGGUACUGAUUAUAAUGGGGUAGAGAAUAUGGGCAUUAUACCUCGAGCUAUGCAAGAUAUAUUUAAAAUAGUGGCAUCUAAAGAGGAAUGGAAUUUUAAGACGUCUGUGUCCUUCAUGGAACUUUAUCAGGAACAAUUAUAUGACUUAUUAUCAGACAAACAACGUACUCAUAGUACUGUAGAUAUUAGAGAAGAUAAUAAAGGAAUAAGAAUUGUUGGUGUUACGGAGAAAGAAGUACAAAGUGCCGAUGAAUGUUUAGAAUGUUUAAUCGAAGGAUCGCAAGGUAGAGUAACAGGUUCUACAGCAAUGAAUGCUCAAAGUAGUAGAAGUCACGCGAUAUUUACGUUACAUAUUCAACAACAAAAAGGAAAUGAUCCCAAUACAGCAACAACUGCAAAAUUUCACCUGGUAGAUUUAGCUGGUUCUGAACGUUCUAAAAAAACACAAGCAACCGGAGAAAGAUUCAAAGAAGGCGUUCAUAUAAAUAAAGGUUUAUUGGCAUUAGGAAACGUUAUUUCUCAAUUAGGAGAAAAUGGAAGUAAUUCAUAUGUCGGUUAUCGGGAUAGCAAACUUACAAGAUUAUUACAAGAUUCACUCGGUGGUAAUUCUAUGACUCUUAUGAUAGCUUGUGUUAGUCCAGCAGAUUAUAACAUGGAUGAAACACUUAGCACAUUAAGGUAUGCAGAUCGUGCACGAAAAAUAAAGAAUAAACCGGUUGUUAAUCAAGAUCCAAGAGUAGCUGAAAUUAAUCGUUUAAAUGAAUUAGUACAAAAAUUGAAACUUGCUCUUUUGCAUCAAGAAUCACAGCAAUCAUGUUCGAGCGAUUGUCAAGAGCUACAAAAGAAGAAUGAACUGUUACAACAAAAGAUUAGAGAUUUGACAGAACAAUUAAAUGGCAAUUUAAUUAAAAUGGUUUUUAUGCAUGAAAAAACUGAGCUAGCGGAACAAUUACACGAUAAAAUUAAAGCUGAGAUGGCUUUAGUAUUGGAAGAUUGUAAAGAAUUAUUAGAUAGUUAUAGUGAAAGUUCUAAACAUAAUGACGAACAUUAUGUUAAAUUAAAAGUUAUGUAUCAAAAAAUACUUGAUAUACAAACAAAUGAAAAGAAAACAUCGGAAGAACUCUUUAAUCAUGCAAUGUCUCUGGAAUUAAAAUCACCUAUAAUAAAGGAUAAUGAAAAUGAUAUAGAUAAUGUAGCCAGUGAUGGAGAAUUAUCUAACUGUUUAGAAGAUUUUGAUAAGAAACAUGAAGAGCAUACGUUGCUUCAGACAGAGAGAAAUAAUCAAGUUCAAGAUAUAAACAGAGAGUUGGCCAUUAAGGAACAUCUUAUAUCUGAACUUUUAAAAAAUUCUUCGCAUGUUAUAGAAUACUCUAAAGAAUUACAAGACAUGGAACAAGAAAUCAAAACACUUCAAGCUGAAAAAGAUGAACUUUUAGUAGCACUGCGUAAUGCUCAAGCCAAUAAUGUUGGCUCGAAAUUAGCAGAAAGUCGGCGUAAGAAGGUACAAGAGUUAGAGAAAAAGAUUACAGAAUUGACUCAAAAAUGUUUGGAGCAAAGUAAAACAUUAAAAGCUAAAGAGAAAUUGCAACAACAAAUUAAAAAUUUAACGAAUGAAAUUCAAUCAUUAAAACAAACACGAGUGAAAUUAGUUAGACAAAUGCGUAACGAUGCGGAUAGAUUCGCUGAAUGGAAACGAGCUAGAGAAAAAGAACUUAAUAAGUUAAAAGAGUUAGAUAGAAAACGGGCUAAUCAAAUGGCACGAUUACAAAUGCAACAUAAUAAACAACAAAAUGUAUUCAAGAGAAAAAUGGAAGAAGCUUAUGCGGCUAAUAAAAGAUUAAAGGAAGCACUUGAAGUACAGAAGAAAGCGAAAGAGAGAAGAGAAAAAACGUUAAAUAAUAAAAAUGACAUUCAAUCAUGGGUGAGACAAGAACUUGAAAUAUUAUUAAGUACAGUGGAUGCAGAAAAUUCACUUCAAAAGUUAAUAAGUGACAGAAAGUAUUUAAAGUGUCAAUUAGAAGAACUUAAAAAUGAUUCUAAUGUAGAUGAGACAGAAUUGGCAGAACUUAAGGAAUUUUUGACUUUGCGUAAUACACAAAUACAAGACUUGCAGCAAAAAAUUAAUGAAGCAAACGAAGAAAAUAGAGCAAAUAUAAGAAUUAAUACUAUACAAACUAUGACUGAUGCAAAAGUUGCUAUUAAAUUUCUUUUUGACAUUACUGCAGAAGAUAGAAAGAAGCUUAUGGAAAAAUAUACAAAUUUACAAACUAAUUUAGACGAAUGUCGUCAAAGAGAAGAGAAACUGAAACAAGAAAUAGAAACUUAUAAAGAUAAAUUAAAUCGACCUGAGAAAAAAGUUCUAAAAGAGAAUAAUUCUAGGAAGAACAAUGAGGAUUCUUCAAUUAUGAUUACUCCAAAAGUACAAAAAAUAUCUUCAAAAUAUCAUGAAAAUUCUUUUCUAUCAGAUGAUAGUUUUAUUGAAGAUGAUGUAGAGAAAGAUCCAGAUUGGACUCGAACACCGCUUUAUAAUAAAAUACAAAAGCUUUUGGAUACAACAAAAAAUCCUAGGCAAUCUGUAAAGCGUCCAUCUGAUGGGGAAGUGAAAUGCGCCUGUAAAACAAAAUGCAUUACUCGUCUUUGUUCGUGUCGCAAAAAUGAUCGCAUAUGUAAUAAUUGUCAAUGCAAUCCAGAUUUAUGUCAAAAUAAUGAUAUAAACAAACUGAUCCAUUCGUAUUUCCGAGACUAUGAAGAGGAUCAAGAUGAAAAUUCAAUAAAGAAACCAAGAUUGGCUAAACAACUGUCGGGUAACGGUAUUUGAAAUUUUUUUAAAUAAGUUUUCAUCUCAAUCAUAAUUUCAAUUACUUUUUUAACUUUAUAAACUACAUU
This is a messenger RNA of Vespula pensylvanica (western yellowjacket), 3272 nucleotides long. Its product is annotated as chromosome-associated kinesin KIF4-like. Gene Ontology annotation, biological process: mitotic spindle organization; microtubule-based movement. The transcript is spliced from 14 exons. The coding region runs from base 103 to 3204 and encodes 1033 amino acids. Lineage: Eukaryota; Metazoa; Arthropoda; Insecta; Hymenoptera; Vespidae. The record is from RefSeq and is a predicted model, not a curated record. Gene Ontology annotation, molecular function: ATP binding; microtubule binding; microtubule motor activity.